Messenger RNA from Drosophila willistoni, 744 nucleotides. It is a transcript of the gene ATPsynD, whose product is annotated as ATP synthase subunit d, mitochondrial. The coding region runs from base 84 to 620 and encodes 178 amino acids. The transcript is spliced from 2 exons. Gene Ontology annotation, biological process: proton motive force-driven ATP synthesis. The record is from RefSeq and is a predicted model, not a curated record. Gene Ontology annotation, molecular function: proton transmembrane transporter activity. Lineage: Eukaryota; Metazoa; Arthropoda; Insecta; Diptera; Drosophilidae.
AAAUAAACUAUCGAUAAUUACUUUCAGCACUUGGACGAGGUUCGGGAAUUCUUGAUUUAUCCAAAAAAUUAAUUAACUUAACCAUGGCCGCCCGCCGCGUAGCUCAAUCUUCGAUCAACUGGUCUUCUCUGGCCGAACGUGUUCCCGCUAACCAAAGAAGCAGCUUUGGUGCCUUCAAGACCAAGUCGGACAUCUACGUGCGUGCAGUUUUGGCCAAUCCAGAGACGCCACCAAAAAUCGAUUGGGCCAACUACAAGCGUCUGAUUCCGGUUGCUGGUCUGGUUGAUAGCUUCCAAAAGCAGUACGAUGCCCUGACCGUACCCUACCCAAAGGAUACUGUGUCGCCUCAGGUGGAUGCGGAAAUCAAAGAUUCGCAGUCGGAGAUUGCAUCGUACAAGAAGGCCUCCGAGCAGCGCAUUCAGAACUACCAGAAGGAAAUUGCCCAUCUUAAAUCAUUGUUGCCCUAUGAGCAAAUGACCAUGGAGGAUUACCGUGAUGCAUUCCCUGACAGUGCUCUGGAUCCCAUCAACAAGCCCACAUUCUGGCCCCACACACCAGAGGAACAGGUGGGUUACAAAUCCAAGGAGCAGUUGGAAGCUGAGGCCCAAGGCCAUCACUAAAGCUUCAACUAGAGGAUUAGGAAAACGGUCACCAAUAAAGCGAGCGGAAUCCUGAAAGUCUCUUCGAUUCGAAAUGUUAAAAUCGAUGUAAAAGUAAAUAACAAAUAAUAAUAAAAUUAUGAAA